Marchantia polymorpha subsp. ruderalis is the source of this 4125-nucleotide messenger RNA. The record is from the annotation of a GenBank genome assembly. Lineage: Eukaryota; Viridiplantae; Streptophyta; Marchantiopsida; Marchantiales; Marchantiaceae.
GAGGGCAGGGGGGGAGGAAUGCUUUUGGGUAUGGCGGAGGAGGCGGAGGGACGAGGAGGAGGAGGAGGAGGAGAAGAAGCUAGGAAUGUACCAGGGCGAUACCUUGAGCUGUUGGCUGACGGGGUGAGGAAGGUCACUCAUCUCCGUGAUAUGUGUCCUGCUGAAUCGAUGAGCUGUUGUCCUCCCCCGCACUGUAGGGUGAGAGAGACGGGGAGAGGGCGGGCCGGACCCCGUAAGCGAGUCGCACGCGAGAGGUCAUGAAUUCGAGAAAUUGCAGUUUCGGGAGGUAGAAAAUUGUGCGCAUUUUCAUGAUCGACGGGGCCAUCUAUUUAAAGCUGGUGCCAGGUCUGUUAAAACUUGCGGUGCAUAUCGAGGAUUAAGGUCGCAUCAGAGGUCGAUUUGUCGUUGGGGAAUGGACUUCUUAGCCACGCGAGCCUUCUACAAUGGAACUCGACAGGAAUACUCUGAACUUCCUUGACUGCGAGCAAUUCUCAUUGGAGAGGUGCUGAAUUGACUUGGAACUUAUCAACUUUGGAAGAUGGCAGACGUUCUAGAGGCGAUGGGAUUUCCCAGCGAUUGGUGUGAGAGGGCUCUGAGCAGUGCCUCGGGCAUUGAAACGGCGGUGGAUCUCCUCUUACAGUGGCAGGCGCAGGGGACUCCUCAUUUUCUUCCUCCAUCUCCUUCGUUAUCUGGGGCGAAUGUUCAACUUCAGGGCGGACCUAGUCCUUCUAGACCCACUCUGAGACUCGUUCCGAUUCCUGCGUCUGAUCCGAAAGUCGUUGGGAACGAGGCUGACCCGUCUCCAUCUUCUACCCUGCAGCCAUCCACUUCAUCUUCUAGUCCUUCAUCUUUGGAUGGUCCAUCUGACGUGCAGGAGUCGACCAUGUCAAAAUCCCCAACACCUCCUUUUCCCAGGAAUGGUGCAAAUGCACCUGUAAUGGUACACAAUUCAGUUGCUCGUGGCAGAAACGGAGCGGCCUUACAGGAACCUCUGGAUCGCGUCACGACGACUAGUAGUAUCUCAUGUGUUGAUGAUACCCGCCCUGGUUCCGCAAGAGGAGCAGGUACAAGUAGAAAUUCGGCAAAUUCAGAGAGUACCGAUGCUGUCGUUCCGGACGCCUUUGCUGAAGAGAGGAAGUCUCGUUACGCUGCAGCUCAGCGGGCCAAGCAGGAGAAAGAGGCAGAGAAAGCAAAAAUCCGUCAACAACUUCAGGAAGAUAUGGCACAUCGUCGCUUCAGACACACUAUGAUGGCUCCAACAGACAACGUCCGAUCGGGUUUGAAUCUUGGAAAGCAACCCUUCGGUCAAAGUACGCCAGCUGGAUCAGCUGUAGACCCUGCUGUACCAACACAACUUCAGAUUCGCUGCCCUGGGAACCAGAUCAUCAAGGGAAUGUUUAAUGCAGUUACCACUCUGAAAGAGGUUAGAGCAUACGUGGAAAGCCAGCUACAACGACCACCUACUUCACUGGACUCUCAAGAAGAAUCAGGUGCCUUUCGCCAGGGGCAUGUGGCUUUCAGCGGCCAAUCUUCACGACUCUCUGCUGACAGGCAGGCUGAACGGGUGCUACUGCAAGCUGCACGAGAAAAUUUUGAGUACCAAACAAGCAGAAUAUUAGCUUCUGCGAAGACUCUUCGCAACAAUACGAUGGCACCUGACCCAAUGGAUAAUCAAUCUAGGGGGACCAUGUACUUCCUUAUACCGAUACCUCGACAAGAAUAUUUCACCGAAUCUGCUAUGGAAUCAACCCUGGCCCAAGCACAGUUGGUUCCUAGGGGCACUUUGGUUGUGCAGUUUCGGAACAGUGACACAGAACAGACGAACAUUUUUCAGGUUCAGGCGAAGGAUUCAUCCACUGAUGUGGAAGAGUCGAACAAAGCAGAUAACAGAGUUGGUCCGAGCAGAAGUUCUGAUGAUUGUCAAAACUGUACAGAAGCUGUGCAGCCUGAUGUAAUUGGGCCAGAAUCUCCUGACUCGAAAUCAGUGGAUAACCAGGUGAAAGCCCCCUCUCAAGCUAAAAGGAUUUCUCUCUCUUUUGACCGGGGACUGAAUGGAGCAAGUAACAGUGGCCGAAACUCCUUGGACGUGGAUGGCGAGCGUGUAAGGGUAAGAGAACUUGCCCUCCAAGCAGCUGCGAAAAGGAUGAGUGAAGCUGCUAAAAUAUUUCGUGAUGGUCUUCCUCUCGGAGAAGGCGAAACUGGAGGCGCGUUUCCUUUCCCAGUUGAUGGUGAUAAUCCAUACUCGUUUCUAUCACCAAUACAAAACGGAUUUUCUCCACCCCAACAAUGUGCCCGAGCAGCUCCAGCGGACGAUCUUAACUUGAAUAACUUGAGAUCAGCAGGUGCAGAUGCAGAGCUGUUAGAUGCAUCUCCUCCACUGAAAGAGCGCUCUUCUGCACCCCCCGGAUCAGACAAGCUUCCGCAUGACAGACCUCUAGAUGCUUUACAUCGCCAGACCAUGGCUGCUGCAGAAGCUCGUCUCAGGACGUCCCAAUGCCAACCAAAUCUUGUAGGUUGUAGCUACGAGCAGGAACCGGAAGAAGCAGAGAGUAGGAUUGGGGUGGAAGAUUCAGAUUCCAUACCACCGAGAGGUAGGGCACGGGUACCUUUGUCUUCACGUCUGCUAUCUCGCCCAGAGAAGCUGCAGCGAACUUCGGGUAGUUCUCCUAGUAGCUCCCCAGCUUCGUGUGAUGUUUACAAAAAUUCAGAGGAACUCCCUGGUGGCUCCGCAAAGCCACACUCGCAGCUUGCCGGUCCAAGCUGUACGGGCCCAUUUGAAGCUGCCCUCGAAAGAUUCAAUGCCCACAGUGAGCGGAACGCUAAGGGAAAGGGCCCCGUGCAAGAUGAAGAGUCGUCGCAGGUGGCUGCACCUCCCACUAGUCAUCAAACGCAAGCAGAGAGGCAGAGCUCAUUGCGAGUCCGCCUAGAGGAUGGGCGUGUACAAACCCUUUCAUUCCCUGCAAACACCUUGCUGCAGACUGUAAGAGACUCAGUUGUACCUGAGGGAGCCGAAGUAUCUGCAUACGGAUUUUUUAUCCCAAUUCCAGGGUCACAUAUUGUGGAAGGUGAAGAACUGGGAGCUACUCUUGAAGAGGCCGGACUUGUCCCUCGAGGAAUUGUGCAUCUCAUAAAGAUGUCUACUAGAGGCAUGGUACGACAGGGCAGAAGAACCCAUCGUCGUCGACGAUACGUGCCGGACAUUGAUGAUGAGGUGUACAAUGUAGUUGGAAUGUUUCGACAGUUGGCAGAUUAUCCACAUGAGCGACAGGACCUCACAUAUGAGGAGCUGAUGGAACUCGAAGAGAGCAUUGGUCGGGUUCAUGUUGGAGUACCCGAGGAGGUAAUAGCUGCUCUUCCCGUUCACACCGUGAAGGGCAAGAAGGCAGAGGAGACAACUGAAGGUGUUGACAAUGAGGAGGGUGUCGAUGUUUGUGUUGUGUGCAUAGCCGAGAUUAUGAAUGGCGAAGAGGCCUUAACUUUACCUUGCGUCCAUACUUUCCAUCCUUUGUGUAUCCGACGGUGGCUUCAGCAGUCAACAUGCUGUCCCACAUGCAAACAUUGUCUUAUCUGAAACUGGCGGAUGUCUUUUCACAAGAAAGGAGAUUGGAGGAGAAAAGGCACGUCGUGAUCCCAAUUCACCUGUCAGUGUUGCGUCUGCCAUUUAUCACAACCGAGAGUCUCCUCACUCUUGAGAGAUAGGGACGCUGUGAUUUUGGCGAUCUGCAAUUUACCAUGAAGGCGAUACUACUUCUUGAGAGUCUCUAUGCGGACUGUGGAUUCACCUUACCCUUUCAGAUUGGAUGAAGGGGUAGGUCGGCUUAUGGCUACCAUACUACCGAUACUUAUCCCCCUGGGCUCGUCAAGUAAAUCUGAAGAAGUCCAAGAGAAACUUUAGGAGAACUUUUCUGUGCAGAAAUAGGCUUCAGCAUAUUAGUGAUUAUGGUGGAGUCUUUGUAACAUGGAGCUCUUUAGCCUAUAUGAAGAUCUGUCGUUGUCUUUGAAUAAAUUUCACUUGUGUAAUACAUAUGCUUCCUGGUCUCGACGGUGACUCUCAACAUUGCAGUUUUUUAAAGCGGGCGUUACUGUAGUUUGUCACCACUAAGAAAUUUGAGCCAUCAUAUCUCC